Molecule: messenger RNA, 891 nt
Organism: Macadamia integrifolia
Lineage: Eukaryota; Viridiplantae; Streptophyta; Magnoliopsida; Proteales; Proteaceae
Exons: 7
Coding region: 181-849 (222 amino acids)
Molecular function (GO): protein binding
Source: RefSeq, a predicted model, not a curated record
GCGCUUUUGAAGGCAAAGCCAGGCCUCUUAGGGAGAAGAUGCCGCGAAGACCAUCGCAGAGGUGGAAAUCGGAAAUCCCAGUUGUACUUGUAUCACAAUCCCAAUUCAAUCAACUUUCUGUCAAAUUGAUGAUAGCAGAGAUUAAAUUAAGCUUCUGUGGUGACGUUGGGAGCAGAUGCUAUGGCGGAGAAUUGUAGCAGUUGCAGAAAGGAGGUGGAGAUCAACCUCAAAACCAUAGGGCCUGCACGUCCCUCUCGUCUUCGAGUUCCUUCUCCUAUCAAAGUGCUUGAUUUGAGAAACUUGAUUGCCAAGAAUGGCCAAUUACCAAUUGAUCAUUUGAAGCUUAUCUUGCGAGGGGAGAUACUUUGUGACAGAAAAAAUGAGGAUGAUGUGUACCUCUGGCUCGGUGAUGGAGAUUCCUUGAUAGUAGCUGUUAAACCAAAGCCUCCUGCUAAACAUGUUCGAAACGGAUUUGAUGACGAUGAUGACGAAGAUGAUCUGAAGUUUCAGAUUCCAGAAUCAGCAAGUUUGUGGAAGAAGAGGCUUUUCUCUUUUCUUCAUGACAAGUUGAAGCUGCCUCAUGUCCUGUUAAUGGCAAUUUUCUCCAUCAGUCUGAAGGCAUGGGUUCUUAUCAUUUUAUGGUUUGCACUGGCACCUGUUGCACACAGAUGGGAUGUUGGACCUUUAUAUAUACUAGGGACGGGGUUUUGUAUUAUUCUCCUUAAUCUUGGGCAGCGGCAACAUGGUGACCUCAGUGCAUAUUCGAUCUUCAAUGAAGAUUUCAGAGAGCUUCCUGGUACAUAUAAUGCAGAUCGUAUUGACAGAGAUGUACGGGCUGGUCAGUUUUGAAACUCUUGGAAGCUCUUCAAGCUCUAUUGCCUACAUCGUCGG